Messenger RNA from Ictalurus furcatus (blue catfish), 2628 nucleotides. Its product is annotated as cytosolic phospholipase A2 zeta-like. Gene Ontology annotation, molecular function: calcium ion binding; calcium-dependent phospholipid binding. Gene Ontology annotation, cellular component: cytosol. The transcript has 20 exons. Gene Ontology annotation, biological process: glycerophospholipid catabolic process. Bases 66 to 2396 code for a protein of 776 amino acids. NCBI's taxonomy places the organism in Eukaryota, Metazoa, Chordata, Actinopteri, Siluriformes, Ictaluridae. The record is from RefSeq and is a predicted model, not a curated record.
AGUCGCUCUCUGACUCGAAGUUAUACUUUUCUCUUCAGCCAAAGGAUAUUGUACAACAGUUACAAAUGAAGAAGGAACUCGCACCACGCUGGAACCUCUCUGUCACAGUGCUACGAGGAAAGAUCGAGCAUUCAUACGACUACUUUUCACAGCCUGACCUCUAUGUGACCCUACGCCUGCCCACAGCCUCGGCUUGUACUCUGAGAACCAGGACAAUCAAUAACUCUGGGACACCCGAGUGGAACGAGACCUUCCACUUCCGCACCUUCAGCCAGGCGAAGAAUGUUCUAGAGAUAAAUUUGUAUGACAAAGACAUAAUGAGGGAUGACGAAUGCACCGGCAUUCUGUUCGACGUCAGCACCCUCAAACUGGGUCAGAAGGAAACCAAAGUCUUCAUCACGGAUGACAAGAAGAAGGACAAGCUGUGGGUGGAAUUUGAGAUAACAGAGAGUCCUGAAGCACCUGUUCAGUACCUGACUAAUGGAGUCCUAUUGGCCGCCCCAUUGUCUACCCUGGAGGUGAAGUUGGACAAAAUUCCCACUGGUGUUCGACGUGAAAUGCUGUUAAAGUUACAAGGAGCGUAUAAAGAAGAUCAAGUGAUCUCCAUGUCCAAGAACAUCAGCCUCAUGCAGACUCUACGCUAUUACAUCAACAAAAAUCUGGAGACCGAGAUUGAACUCCGGAUGGAUAAGGGAAGCCCAGUAGUAGCUCCUGUAACCCAGUUUGGACCCAACACUACACUCUCUCUUCCUGUGGCAAAGGAAACAGUAAAUUUACAUUUGAACACAGUGGACAGCUCUGAGGAGGACAUGAAGGUGCGUCUGGAUUUUGACAUACCUGCAGAGGAGAAAGCGUUUCUGGUGAAGAGGAAACAGGUGGUGUCUUGUGCGCUGCAGACGUUUUUAAACCUCAAAACUCCUCUGGAUCCCAACCAGGUGCCGACGGUGGCUGUGGUGUGUUCAGGUGGCAGCUCCAGGGCCAUGACGGGCAUGUACGGCUCUAUGAAAGGACUGAAGAGCCUCGGCCUGCUCGACGCCAUCAGCUACAUCACCUCUGUGUCUGGCUCCACCUGGGCCACUGCUAGUCUCUACUCUGACCCACUUUGGUCAAAGGGAGGCCUGGAUAAAGUGAUAGCAUCUGCGCAGAAGGAGCUGUCUAAGAGCACAGCCAGUCUCUUCUCUCUAACACAGCUGCAUUAUUAUCGCUCCGAGCUGCAGAACCGAGAGAAAGAAGGCCACUCCGUCUCCUUCAUCGAUACCUGGGGGCUCGUCAUAGAACAGCUCAUCUUUGGAAAGAAACACACAGGUACACUGUCUGACCAGAAGAAGGCAGUCUCUGAAGGCCAGAACCCGCUCCCAAUCUACACAGCCGUCAACAUGAAGAAGGACGCCAGUGGCAGUUUAGCGCCUGUUACAGAGUGGUGUGAGUUCACACCAUAUGAGGUGGGAUUCUCCAAAUAUGGAGCCUUUGUCCCUGCAGAAACUUUUGGGAGCGAGUUCUACCUAGGUCAUGUGAUUAAGAAGUCAUUAGAAACACGCAUCUCCUUCCUCUUGGGCAUGUGGAGCAGUGUGUUCUCCGCUAAUCUAUUGCAGCUCUGGUGUACUUAUACUGGUAAGAUACCAUCCUGGGCUUCCCAGCUGGGAGAUAAGGUCGACAGCAUCGAGACCGAUAAGAAUGCCUCGACCUUGGAUACUUUGCGGGUCAGUCCAGGGGCUUCAGUGCUGUGCAGCUUCUUGAAUGACUGCCCCAUCAUCAGCACUGUGUUUAACUUCCUGAGAGGAUUCUCCCUGCACAACUUGUACAGAAAAAGCCCAGGAUUCAAUACCUUUAAUGAGACACAUCUGGAUGCGUUUCCAAACCAGCUGACCCCAGCAGACUCCACUCUAAGCUUGGUGGAUCCUGGAUUUGCCAUUAACAUGGCUUUCUCUCCUGUGCUACGGCCCCACAGACGCGCCGACGUCAUCCUGUCCCUUGACUACAGUUGGGUUGAGGAUCGUUUACAGACCCUGAAGGAAACUCAGCAGUACUGCAGUGAACACAAGUUGCCAUUCCCGAACAUAGAUUUCAGCAAAUACAAGUCUGAGCCAAACAGGGAAGUGUAUGUGUUCGAAGAUGAGAAGAAUCCUGAUGCUCCUAUCGUGAUCCAUUUUCCACUCGUCAACAUCUCAUUCAAAGAGUAUAAAGAACCAGGAGUAAAGAGAAGAGGAAAGAAGGAGCUAGAUGAAGGAAAUAUUGAUGUGAGUUCCAACUCCUCUCCAUACAAUACCAUGAACAUCACAUUUCAGUCAGAAGACGUCCAAAGACUGGUGGACCUCGCCUCCUACAACAUUGUGAACAACCGAGAAAUCGUCCAAAAUGCACUGAAGAAAGCGCUGAACAAAAAGAGCCUUUGUUAACAUGCCCUCAAGUGAAAGUACAAAAUACUGCAUACUACCUUAACCAGGGGAAUAAGAAAUGAAGGAAAUCAGUUUACAGUGAUUGUGUGUUGUAUAUUUAAUUCAGAUCAGUUUACAAGAAAAAUAUGUUUUAGGAACAGAGUGAUAAGAUCAUCUUAAUCAUCUUCUGUACAGUUGACAUAUGUAUAUAUGUAGAUAGAUAUAGAUUUAUAUAUAUAUAUAUAUACAUCUA